UUUUAUCUUUAGAACCAACAUGGAGUGGACUGAACAACAUGACAAUAUUCUUUGCCAGGAGAUUCUCGUUCUUGAACCGUUCAAGGCAAAAAAAGGAAGCAUUGCAGGGGGCCAAAUUUGGGGUGAAAUAGCGAACAAUCUGAACAGCCUUCAACAUCCCCAGUUCAGAGUGAUGAAGCGAUCUGUCAGAGAACGAUAUACGCUUUUUAGCGGCAAAUUUAGAGCAAAGAUGCGAGAUGAAGAAAAGGCAAGUGGAAUAGAUACAGAUUUGAGUGACGUUGAAAAAGCACUUGAGGAGAAAGUAGAAAAAGAAGCUGUGGUUGAAGAAACAGCGCAAAAUAACAUAAAGAAAGUCGAUAGUGCCAAAGCAGCGGAAAUGAUAUACAGAGCUCUAGAGAACCUUGACGGGACACAGAAAAGACAAAGGAAAAAUGAGGUAGAGAAUGAAACAGCAACAAGAACAAAUGCAAAAUUUUCAGAAGAUAAUUAA
This is a messenger RNA of Pocillopora damicornis (cauliflower coral), 490 nucleotides long. RefSeq lists its product as uncharacterized. The record is from RefSeq and is a predicted model, not a curated record. Lineage: Eukaryota; Metazoa; Cnidaria; Anthozoa; Scleractinia; Pocilloporidae.